Molecule: messenger RNA, 2354 nt
Organism: Alosa sapidissima (American shad)
Lineage: Eukaryota; Metazoa; Chordata; Actinopteri; Clupeiformes; Clupeidae
Product: Y-box-binding protein 2-A-like
Exons: 9
Coding region: 96-1049 (317 amino acids)
Biological process (GO): regulation of gene expression
Cellular component (GO): nucleus
Molecular function (GO): nucleic acid binding
Source: RefSeq, a predicted model, not a curated record
GAGAUAAAAAGUUUGAGGUGGCGGCCGGCCAGGGUGAAGUUGGAAGAGUUGUAGGCAGGGGGAGGCAUCUUGAAAGAGUCAAACCCUUAGAGAAAAUGACCGACGCAGAAGCGCAAGGCGCCCUACCGCCGGCACCGGUGGCGGUGGAGGUGGAGGAAGAGCCACAACCUGAGAGAAAAGUGAUAGCCACACUCGUGCAAGGCACAGUUAAGUGGUUCAACGUACGCAAUGGAUAUGGCUUCAUCAACAGAAAUGACACCAAAGAAGAUGUAUUUGUCCAUCAGACGGCGAUCAAGAAAAACAACCCAAGGAAAUUCCUACGUAGUGUGGGAGACGGCGAGAUUGUGGAGUUUGACGUUGUUGAGGCAGCCAAAGGCUCCGAGGCAGCUAACGUGACUGGCCCUGGGGGAGUACCAGUCAAAGGCAGUCGCUAUGCCCCAAACAAACGCCGCUUCCGUAGGCGCUUCUACCCCCGCGGAACACGCCCCGGCGGAGACAAGUCUGGAGAGAGCUCUGCCGGUCCCGCGUCCGAGGGUGAGGGGACCACUGACAACGGGGCACCUCAGGGUGUCCCUCGACGCAGGCGACCUCGCAGGCGUACGGUCAGCCAGACGGCAGAAGGAGAUGGAGUGGAGCAGAAGAAUGGGACAGUGGAGGGUGGAGAGCCGAGGCCGCGACCUCGACGGUUCAGGCCACCAUACCGCAGACCAUUCCGGCCUCGCCCACCCCAGGGUGAGCAGCAGCCCCAGGCCCCAGCGGACGGCCAAUCGGAGGCCCCGAAGGAGACCCCAAAAGAGCCUCAAGCCAAUGGGGAGCAAGGACAGGUUCAAGGCCAGAGACCCCGCAAACAGUUCAGCCGCCGCAGACAAAGGAAUUCAGAAUCCACCACUUCCAAAGAUGACUCUGAUAAGCCCAAGGAAGAGCCAGGGUCGCCUGUUCCAGCGUUCAAGGCACCUGAGGUCAAGACCUCCCCCAAAACCUCGUCAAAGACCUCCCCCAAAUCAGGAGAGACACCUGCCACCACAGUUGCUGCUGCACCCUCGGAGUGACGCUCGUGAGUGGACCGCAUCACGUGACCCCGGAAAGAGGUGGGGCCCUGGUGUUCAAACGGCGUAACUAUUUGAGGGCCGAAGGGUGGAGCACUGUUUUUGCACCCUUUCUGUUCUUUAGCAGCUGCAAGUGCCUGUGCGCCAAAUUAAGGAGUUAUACUGUGGCCAGCUUUGAGUGAUUUGGCCACUUGUGAUAUGGUAAGAGUAGAGUAUCGCUCGGCACACGUGAGCGUUGUAUAAUGGUGCCUCGACAAUUUCCAGCGGUUCAAAAAUUCAAAUGAGUGUUGCAAGUGAGAUUCAAUUUGACUAAAUCACAGCGUCCGUUUUAAGACUCACCUGUGAUUGCAGGUGUGUAAUUUGCUUGCCAAAUUGAAUGUCCAAACGCUGUGAGGUCCCCUGAUUUUUGGAAUUUGGCCCUUGUUGUGGCAGGUUGGGAGAUUUCAUUUAAUUACUUUUAGUCUAUCGGGUAUCCUGCUCUUAUUGGCCUCUAAUGUGAAAACCUUCCCCUCUCCCAACAUUUCCUCUUUUUGUGUGUUUGUCUGUGUACAUCUCUGUUUACCUCUUGUCUCUUAGGUUCCAUGGUGCGUGAACUGAGAGUUGAACCUCACCUUUACUGUCAUAACCCCCUACACGCCCACCCACACACCUACACCUACAUCUACAUCUGUCACUGCACACGCUAUGCUCCCCUCCUGCUCACAUCUUCAUGUUCUCUCCAAACCUUGUUCCCCCCCCCCCCCCCCCCCCCCCAUUGCUCCCUCCCUCUCCUGGUGCCCUGGGAAGAACACAGAGGGGGGGGGGGGGCGACUCAUUUGGAGUGUAAAAGUGUGAUUUAGAAAGCAAAAAGAAAAGGAAGAAAUUAAAAUAAAAAUAGAAACUGCACCAAGUUGAGCCCUGCUCGGAUGACCCGUGAAUUAUAACGCCCCCACACAUUUAACCAACUCGUUUAAUCUAAUCAUUUGGGGGUAUGCAGGCUUUUGAGAAGACAACCAGCCCUGUUUUUGCUGUUUAAGUUCAUCAACAAGGGGGUGGAAAAUUGACAUGAGUGUGUUUCAGGUGCUGAUUUGCUCACUGAGUUGGCAGUCACCUUUUCCCCUGUUAGGAGAAGCUAAUGUAUUCUGCCCUUGUCCCUUUGUUGGAAUCAUACGCCAGCUGGUUGAUUGUUUUAUGUUUUCUCUUUCUUUCCUUAUUUUCGGUCCUCCGAUGCCUUAUUUUUCUAGGCCCUUUUCUUUGGAGGGGAUUAUGUGCAAUUGUCAGUUUACUAAAAUGUCUAGUAAAUAAUAAAUACUUGUGCAAAACCAACAA